Molecule: messenger RNA, 2835 nt
Organism: Corticium candelabrum
Lineage: Eukaryota; Metazoa; Porifera; Homoscleromorpha; Homosclerophorida; Plakinidae
Product: fibroblast growth factor receptor 2-like
Exons: 15
Coding region: 770-2524 (584 amino acids)
Biological process (GO): positive regulation of kinase activity; cell surface receptor protein tyrosine kinase signaling pathway; multicellular organism development
Cellular component (GO): plasma membrane; signaling receptor complex
Molecular function (GO): ATP binding; transmembrane receptor protein tyrosine kinase activity
Source: RefSeq, a predicted model, not a curated record
UGUGUGUGUGUGUGUGUGUGUGUGUUGUCUGUCUUUCUGCCUGUCUGUAUGUCUGUCUGUCAAUCACAUCUAUUUGAACGUUUAUCUAUCUUACAUUUCCGCAAUGCAAAUAACUAUGUAUAUGGUGUCCAACAUUGUUCGUGAACUACUAAUAAAUAAACUAAUCUCAAAACAAAACUUGAAAGAACUAAUAACUCUAGAAACUGUAGAAAGCAGCUAUACUACAUGCAAAUUAAUUAAGCCCUCAGUGUCAGCUAGUGGCUAUAGUACUGAGAACCUUAAAAGUCACUUCUGUUGUCUGUGAAGAGGACUUCUUGGAGAUGACGCGUUGGCGUUGUACUUUUUUUACAGUUGGACUGAAAAGCGUUGCUCCAGGACCCACAAACACACAUACACGUACGCACGCACGCAUGCACGCACACACACACACACACACACACACACACACACACACACACACACACACACACACACACACACACACAUGUACACUUACUUUCCUGCAGGAAACUAUCAGGUAACAAAGCAACUAAAUAUAGACAUGCAUACGGGUCUCGUACACACAAGCCCCUCUACUCUACCAGUCUCCGGUCAUUUUCUCUUCUGUUUCUAACGCGUGGCCGAUCGAGCUAGUGGAUUUCCAUACAAAAGCAAACAGUUGCUGAGAAGAAGCAGACUAGGAGUGCAUGCGCUGAGUUGACGGACGGUAUCACUUAGAUUUACGUUUACAAGUUGCUUGACGUUCAGUUGACAUUACCUCAAAUAUCUAAUGGUAGGAAACAUCGCUUGGAUCAAAGUCACCAUAUUCACUAUCAUCACAAUCAAUUAUGGAGCAUCCGUCAAAACUAAAACUAAAAAUCGGACGAUGACCGUUGGCAGCAAAAACAAGCAUUUUAGUUGUGAAAAGUCAAACAGCAGGAAUGAUCGCGGACUUUCGGUCAACAAAUCUCCAGCGAAGUAUUUUUCUACCAAUUGCAAGUCAAAAAGGAUACUGAUAAACGCAACAGAGGAUAUGAGGUCACGUGACUUUAUAGUGUGCUUUUUGACUUGCCUCAUCAAACUCUGUUGUGUUUUACAUGCAUGCAGGCCUGCGCCAGGAGAAGUGUGCGUAGAAAGCAUAGAUGGAGGAUGGAGGCGCAAGUUUGUGUUUGGAGAGAUUGUCAAAGGAAAGUCCAACGGCACGUACUACUGUAACGAGACUUACCUAGGUGGAAGAAUGAAGCACAAACUAACAAUCUGGAAUGUGGCGGUUAUUGAACGUUCUACUUCUCCUCCAGUCACCACAGCAAGCAAAUUUGAGACAACUGCAAGUCCAUCAUCAGUGAUUUCUACGGCAACGCAAAGCCUCGCAGAUAUUGCGCAUGCAUCAUCUGCCGUUUCCUCACACGUGCAAUCUACUCCAAAAAGCAGCGGCGGGAAUUCCAGUGGGAAUCUUGUCAUAGCGACCACCUCAGCAGUGGUCGUUCUUGUCGUUCUUGUUCUUGUUGGAUUGGGAAUGCUACGACAUCGCUCGAAAGUUCAAACGUCUGUUAGAGACAUGUUGAUGAGCCAAGUCAAAGUAUAUAGACAAUGGGAGUUUCCGCGCGAACAUCUGGAGCUGUUAAACGAGCUAGGUAGUGGGUUCUUUGGCGCUGUCUACGAAGGGAAAGCUUAUGGUAUAACUGAGCCUGAAACUUGGACUUCGGUGGCAGUCAAAUUAGCAAAUGAUGAAGGUAUGGGCCAUUCUAGUUUGUGUGACGAGGCGAAACUAAUGAGUGGAUUGGAAUCUUAUACUCACAAGAACGUUCUCAGGUUGCUUGGUGUUUGUUCUGUGGGAGGACCAUUGUGUCUCAUACUAGAGUACGCAACUCACGGUAAUCUCAAAUCGUAUCUUCAAUCUCGGAAAGAUGGCCAACAGUUAAAACAAUCCGAAUUAAACUCAAAUUGCGGCUGUGAGAUAACGCCAAACAAAAUGUUCAAUUUCAGUCUCCAAAUUGCAGCCGGAAUGGAACAUCUCAUGAGCAGGAAGAUCCUCCACUGUGACUUGGCUGCUCGCAAUGUAUUGGUGUUUGAAAACGAAAUUCUAAAAAUCUGUGACUUUGGUAUGGCAAAAGACGUCCGAUAUGUUUACUACUUUCGAGAUCAAUCACAGACAGUGAUGCCUGUUAGGUGGAUGUCUCCUGAAGUUAUGCUUGACAAGGUCCACUGUCAGGCCACUGACGUCUGGUCCUUCGGAAUUGUCUUAUGGGAAACAGCAACAUUUGGCGGAACUCCAUAUCCGGGAAUUUCAGUAGAACAGUUGUAUGACCUACUAACUAAGAACUCCUAUCGAAUGAGUUGCCCUGUCAACUGCCCGCCUAAACUACAUGACAUCAUGCUUUGGUGCUGGCACGCUGAUAAGACCCAAAGACCAACCUUCUCAGCGCUUGUUGAACAAUUGUCUGACGUUUUGAAUGGCAUUACCAACAACGAUGACCCCUACAACCAAUCAACAGUAAGACUAUCAGGGAGUGCGGUAGCACUCCCUAGGCAGUUCAAGAUCUGAGUCUACUAGAACCAAAUCCGAUUUGGCCGACAUCACAACGCGUAUCUACUGUACCUUAGUGUGUGAGAAACACGAUAAACGUUACGGUAUUUAUGUACCUCGCACAGGAGCGCAUAUGGCGAUGCUAUCCAGUUCUUGCGACUUACUCUAGCCUCCCAAACUUUUCUUCUGGCACGAUCCUUAGGGAACCGAAACAUUUUGAAUCCAUUUUCUGAUCUAUUACUACAGUUCCAAGCGCAGCAGUUAACCAUAGUCUCGCUAGUGGGUCGAAACGCGCCUAAUGCCGGAUACUGUCUACACACGACUGGAAA